AUGCAGCGACCAUCACCAUUAAAGACUGCGGGCCUACUCCCAAAGGUUUCGUCUAAUCCUGAUUUGCCCGAAUCACUGCGAAAUAGUGACAAGGCAUUUGUCAGUUCACGUAAAUUAAACUCGCACAAACGUAAACAGCCCGACAGCGGGGACGAUUGUAAUAUAGACGACAUGCGGGUAAGCCUCGAAAAUAAAAUUGAUGAGAAACUAAAUGCAUGGAAAAAUGAGCUGGAAAUAUCUAUAGCUACAACAAUAAAAACCUCUAUGCAAUCUAUCAUGGAGCAAGAGAUGGAGAAAAUGAGGGCUUCUUUCAGUGAUUUGAUCAAGCAAGUCAGCGAUCGAUUGGACAAUGUUGAACAAUCAUUAUCUUAUGCUAUGGAUCGUCAGGAUUCUUUUGAUACACGAUUGCGUGAAAUGGAAGAAAAAAUGAAGCAAAACAUAGAUGUAAUAAGUCAACUACCUGACCUACAAUAUGAAAUUAACUCUAUGCAGCAGCAGGCCCGGCUAUAUAAUGUAGAAAUUGCUAAUGUUCCUGAGCGCCGGGAUGAAAAUCUAGUCACCAUAUUAGAGAGGCUUGGGAGUUUUAUUAAACAUCCGAUUAAAAUGUCCGACGUCGUGUCAGUUCACAGAGUACCGCACUUCGAUAGGAAAACUACUCGACCGAAAAAUAUUAUAGUGAGAUUUACAACUAAGAUUCUUCGUAAUAACUUCAUCGAAGCGGCAAAGUUAGCUAAAGGACUAAAAUCAGAUCAGUUGUCUAUAUCAGGGACUGCACAGAAUGUAUAUAUAAAUGAACAUCUUACUGGCAAGAAUAAACAAUUAUUUCGGAUGUGUCGCGAGGCCGCAACCAAACAAAACUACAAAUACGUAUGGAUUAAGAAUGGUACAAUAUUGGUGCGUCAAACGGACUCGUCCGAGAUCUUUGCGGUUCGUAAGGAGCACGAUGUCAAGAAAAUUAAAUGA
Messenger RNA from Spodoptera litura, 963 nucleotides. RefSeq lists its product as uncharacterized. The record is from RefSeq and is a predicted model, not a curated record. Lineage: Eukaryota; Metazoa; Arthropoda; Insecta; Lepidoptera; Noctuidae.